Messenger RNA from Pseudoliparis swirei, 2841 nucleotides. Its product is annotated as glutaminase liver isoform, mitochondrial-like. NCBI's taxonomy places the organism in Eukaryota, Metazoa, Chordata, Actinopteri, Perciformes, Liparidae. Bases 113 to 1939 code for a protein of 608 amino acids. The transcript has 18 exons. Gene Ontology annotation, molecular function: glutaminase activity; protein binding. The record is from RefSeq and is a predicted model, not a curated record. Gene Ontology annotation, biological process: L-glutamine catabolic process.
AUUAAGGCUGCGAGCACCGAGGACAGUCGGUCACAGAUAUCUCUCGAACGGCUACUAGUGGGGGAAAAAAAUCAUAAAUUAUUAAAGAUUAAGCCCUUCGUUUGUCACCACAAUGCACUGCCUGAAAAGUCUGAGGACAACUAACCCUGGAAUCUUGCAGCUCUUUAAAAAUGCAGGGGUCUCUGCCAGAGCUGGAGCUGACAACAUUGUUUUAUCCAGGACGCAGCAACCUGUGCUUCUCCCUUGCUGGGCCGCAGCAUCACCCCACGCCCACAGAGCCUUCCACCACCAGAAGGAGCCUGAUGUGGACCAAGUUUACCCCAAAAGUAGAUUGAUGUCCAGUAUGGAGGACCUACUUUUCUACACCAUCACUGAAGGAAAAGAGAUGAUCCCCUUGUCCCAGUUCAUUUCUGCUUUGAGAAAAACAGGUCUGUUGACGUCCGACCCUCGGCUACGCGACUGUGUUCGUCAGAUGCGACAGUCCUCACGUGACUCCGUCGGGCCAGUCAUGAUGGACAAGGCGCUCUUCAGAAGGUGUCUCGGCAACAACAUCAUGCUGCUGACGAAGGCCUUCAGAAAAAAGUUCAUCGUUCCGAACUUUGACGAGAUGACUCAGCAGAUCGACAGGAUGUAUGACAAUGCGCAACAGCAGGAGGCGGGGCAAGUAGCGAACUACAUUCCUCAGCUGGCUAAGUUCAGCCCUGACCUCUGGGGAGUAUCUCUGUGCACGAUCGAUGGACAGAGACACUCUGUGGGUGACACCAAGGUUCCCUUCUGUCUGCAGUCGUGCGUGAAGCCUCUGGAGUACGCCAUCGCCGUGCACGAGUUCGGCAGCGAGCACGUGCACCACUUUGUGGGCAAAGAGCCCAGUGGGUUCAAGUUCAACAAACUGUCACUAAAUGACGAAGACAAACCACACAACCCGAUGGUGAAUGCCGGAGCUAUCGUCAUCAGUUCUUUAAUUAAGCCAGAUUUCAAUAAGGCGGAGAGGUUCGACUAUGUGAUGGAGUACUUGAAAAGGCUUUCUGGUGCAGAAUACGUGGGCUUUAGCAACGCAACUUUCCAGUCGGAGAGGGAGACCGGUGAUAGGAAUUAUGCAAUUGGUUAUUACCUCAAAGAGAAAAAAUGCUUUCCUGACAAUGCAGAUAUGACGGCAGCCCUCGACUUCUACUUUCAGUUGUGCUCCAUCGAGGUGAACUGUGAGUCAGGAAGUGUCAUGGCUGCCACGCUGGCCAACGGGGGUAUUUGUCCAAUCACAGGCGAGUGUGUGCUGAGCUCUGAAGCCGUGCGCAACACCCUGAGCCUCAUGCAUUCCUGCGGCAUGUACGACUUCUCUGGACAGUUUGCCUUCCACGUGGGCUUGCCCGCUAAAUCCGGCAUUUCGGGUGCUGUCCUGCUGGUUGUCCCCAACGUCAUGGGUAUGAUGUGUUGGUCUCCACCUUUAGACCGGAUGGGAAACAGUGUUCGUGGCAUUCACUUCUGUCAGGAGCUGCUGUCUCAUUUCAACUUCCACAAUUACGACAACCUGAGACACUUCACGAAGAAACACGACCCCCGGAGAAGAUCGGACGAAGAACCCAACAAGUCAGUGGUAAACCUGAUGUUUGCGGCGCACAGCGGGGACCUCUCCGCUCUGAGGAGGUUUGCCCUUUCAGCUGUGAACAUGGAGCAGAGAGACUAUGACUCUCGCACAGCGCUCCACGUUGCUGCUGCAGAAGGUCAUGCAGAAGCCGUCGUCUUCCUAACUGAUGUAUGUAAAGUGAAUCCCAGCAUGAAAGACAGAUGGGGGAACACGCCUCUCGAUGAUGCCAUGCAGUUUGGCCAUGAUGUUAUUAUUGCAGUCCUGCAAGACUACCAGCGUGAGUACGCCGACAGCAACGCACCGGGGGCCACGGAGGAGCAGAAGGCCCCGCUGGACACGCUGAAGAGCAUCGUCUGAACCACGAGGGAUCCGGAGGGUUCGUAAUGGAAAAGAGUUUUAUUUCAUCACGAGAGGCCUAAAAGGACACGGGACGAUUGAGAGACCUGAUGAAUGAUUGAGUUUAUUUUUUAUGUGGCAAUAGAUGUCAUAUAAUAUAUUUAGACUGUUGUAAAAGCUACUCAGUGCAGGAUUAAGUCCUUCUUUGAUGUAUUCCUGCAGACGGGAGAAAUUAUUCAACAGCGUAAAGUAUCAACAAAGCACUACAUAAUCAGGCAAGCUGAUAAUAUAAAUUGAAGCCAUGAUUGGAUUGUUUUUGUGUGCUCAGUUUGAUAUAAAAUGCCACUGUUGUAAAUAUCUAAUUAUUAAGCCUACUUAUUGUUAAAAUAUUGAAAUGUGAUUUUCUUAAUUAUUAUUUUUAAUCAGGGGACUUCAUGCCGCCUGUAUAAAUAUUCCCAACACUGUUCAAUAAUUAUUCUAACUCAACAUGAGGUGAUUUGGUUGCACUGGUGACGGUUUCAUUGUAGUUCACACCAUUUCAUAAAGGCUCACAGGCCAGAUUAUCCACUGCAGAUACCUCGUUUCGAUGAGGUCGUGGUUUUCUUUUUCAUCUGCCUGUCGGGGUUAUUCUAACACAAAAUAUAUAAUAAAAUAUAUUCAAAGCAAUGUUGCAAACCAGACACACAGAUGUGCUUAAAGUGAUACUUUAAUUAAAGCUUUUGAGUGUUAGUAUGCAGUACUGAGAAGUUAGUUAUGCGAUUACAAAUAUUGAUUAUUCUUCCAUCUCGAAUGAUUGCAUUUUAUGAAUUGUGUUUUAUUUCAUUUAACUCGGUGAAAGGCGGUGAAAUGAUUCCUAAACAGUACUUUAGUCUGUCACUGUAAAUAUGUAUCAUCCUGGUGUAAAUAAAGAGAAAGUAAAAGCC